AUGGGGUCAACAAAAUUUGGCAACUUCGAGGACUUUUGUCGUGACACAACUCUUCCAGUCUGCAAUGUUCUCUCAAAAACCCAUAAUCAGGAUGGAGAUUGGGGCGGAUGCAAGUUGAGAGGCAUUACGCUGCCAGGCGAGGAUAGAUACCUCGGUAACUUGGGAUCGAUUCUGCUUGCGGGAAUUGCUAUUCUUGUCACCAUCUCUCUUAUUCUUAAGUCGGAAAGAAAAAGGGCAGCUGUAGGACGAAGGGAAAUGCAAGUGUUUUUGGUCGGUUAUCUGCUUGUGUCUAUUGCGGAGAUUUUCUCGAUAGGAGAAUUCCCCUUGAACGACCAAGUACGAGUGGUUUUCAGCGCUAUCCACAUUGGUGCUAUCGCGGCGACAACAUGGCUGCUUUUCAUCAACGGUAUUGUGGGUUACCAGCUGAUGGACGACGGCACGAUUCUCUCCCUCGCACUCACCAUUGGCUCGGCACUUGCAUGGCUCAUUGGUGUUGGAUACAUCGCCCUCGACACCGGUUACCAGUGGACUACCCAAUGGCAGGGCAGCCUUGAGCCUCCCAACCGCAGCAUUGCGCUCUACGUCACCUACCUCCUCCUGCCCCUGGUUUGGGUUGUCUUUUUUGUCGUCCUGGAGCUCGUCCUCGUCAUUAAGGUGCUCGGCGAGACGAGGCCGUUGCUGUUCCUGGGCGCGGCAGCUCUCAGCUUCGCCGUGGGUCAAAUCUUCAACUUUGUUGUCAGCCCCUACAUUUGCAACGGCACGUCAGGCGCCAUCGAUGGUUCUCUGUUUCAGACAUUAUUCACCUUUGUUGCGGUUACGGUGGUGUGGUUCUUUUGGUCUAGCAUCACGGAGGACGACUGGCCUAUUCAGCCGACGCAAUACCCAUAA
Molecule: messenger RNA, 888 nt
Organism: Podospora anserina S mat+
Lineage: Eukaryota; Fungi; Ascomycota; Sordariomycetes; Sordariales; Podosporaceae
Exons: 5
Coding region: 1-888 (295 amino acids)
Biological process (GO): protein folding
Cellular component (GO): endoplasmic reticulum membrane
Source: RefSeq, a predicted model, not a curated record